AUGCAGAGUACUCUAAAGAAGCUGAAGCGUAAAGAAGAAAUUACAUUUGGAAAUGUACUUUCCAUGAAGAAAAAAACUUCUGAAUGCUCUGCAGUAUGUCUGGAAAGUCUCAAUGAAGAUAAAGCAGGAAGCACUUCAGUAAUGAAUGAAAAUGUAGACAACAAAUCCUAUGUCUCUGAGUUUCUGCUCCUUGAAUUCUCAGCAAUCCGGGAACUGCAGAUUCUACACUUUCUUCUCUUCCUGGGAUUGUACCUGAUGAUUGUAUCAGGGAAUCUUCUCAUCAUCUCUGCAGUAGCCAUUGAUCAUCACCUUCACACUCCCAUGUACUUCUUUCUGAUGAACUUGGCCAUCCAGGACAUAGGCACUGCUUCAGUAUUUAUUCUCAAAUCCAUGGUCAAUUCCCUGAUGAAUACUAGGCACAUUUCCUAUGCUGGAUGUGUGGUCCAGGUUUUUGCAUACGUCUUCUUUGCAGGCUCUGAUUUCUUUCUCCUCACAGUCAUGGCAUAUGAUCGGUAUGUUGCCAUUUGCAAUCCAUUGCAAUAUGAAAUGGUGAUGAACAGGACAGCAUGCAUUCAAAGGGUUGCUGCUGUGUGGGUUGCUGGCUUUCUUUAUGCAGUGCUGCACACUGGUGGAACUUUCACAACUCCUUUCUGCUCAAAUGUUAUCAAUCAGUUUUUCUGUGAGAUCCCCCAGUUACUUACACUUGCCUGCUCUAACUUAUACCUAGAAACUGGGGUUGUUGUGAUGAGUGUUAUACUUGUGUUUAGCUGCUUUGUGUACAUUGUUGUCACUUAUGUCCACAUCUUCAGUGCUGUUCUGAAAAUCCCUUCCAUUCAAGCAAGGAAAAAGGCCUUCUCUACUUGCCUACCCCACCUCAUUGUCUUCUCCAUUCUUUGCUUCACUGCAUCUUUUGCUUACCUCAGGCCUCCCUCUAACACUCCAUCUCAUCUGGACUUUGUAUUAACUGUGAUGUAUACUAUUGUUCCUCCCAUGUUCAAUCCAAUAAUCUACAGCAUGAGAAACAAAGAUAUCAAAAAUGCUUUGUCAAAAUUGUUGGGUUUGAGGCACUCUUCUGGGUCAUUUGCAACAUCCACAGCGCGACUGGAUGCUCUGGAGACUCCCACUGACACAAGCCAGAUAGUGAGCGAAGGGCCAGCUGCUACUUUAACAGCAGCAGCAGCAGCAGGGACUAUAUCACCUGCAGCUAGCGACAGCCAGGCUCCAUGCGCUCCUGGGCCACUGACGGGUGCAGGGACAAUGGCCACAGACAUGGGUGCAAGAAGGUCUAGUCAAGGAUCUGACCUUUCUGGAAUUCUUCCCAAUAGUUGUGGCAGUCCAUUUGUGGGCUGGGGAGUUGAAGAACUCUACCGUCCACUUUUGGUGCGAUAA
This is a messenger RNA of Rhineura floridana, 1389 nucleotides long. RefSeq names its product olfactory receptor 14A16-like. Lineage: Eukaryota; Metazoa; Chordata; Lepidosauria; Squamata; Rhineuridae. The transcript is spliced from 5 exons. The coding region runs from base 1 to 1389 and encodes 462 amino acids. Gene Ontology annotation, molecular function: odorant binding; G protein-coupled receptor activity; olfactory receptor activity. Gene Ontology annotation, biological process: G protein-coupled receptor signaling pathway. Gene Ontology annotation, cellular component: membrane. The record is from RefSeq and is a predicted model, not a curated record.